Micromonas commoda is the source of this 3321-nucleotide messenger RNA. Its product is annotated as set domain protein. Gene Ontology annotation, biological process: chromatin remodeling. The record is from RefSeq and is a predicted model, not a curated record. Gene Ontology annotation, molecular function: histone methyltransferase activity; protein binding. The transcript has a single exon. Bases 1 to 3321 code for a protein of 1106 amino acids. Lineage: Eukaryota; Viridiplantae; Chlorophyta; Mamiellophyceae; Mamiellales; Mamiellaceae.
AUGGCGCCCGCGACGGGGAUGACGAGGCGGGAGACCGGGGUGCCGCAACAACGCCACGCGAGCGCCCCCGCCAGCACGGCGGAUGAGACGGCGAUGACCGGAAAUGACGGCUCCACCGACUUCGAUCUCGCGCUCGAGUCCAACGAGGUACUCGCGGCGAUGGACGACGCCGCGUUCACGCGCGCGGUCACUAGGUGCCUCGCCUCGCAUCGCAAAAUCUUCAGCGCGCAGCAGAACAACUGGGCGUCCGUCCGGCUCGCCGCGAACCUCGCGCCGACCCUGCGCGGCGUCGCGGCGGAGGACGCCAAACGCCAAGAUCGCGCGACGGCCCGCGCGGCGGACGCCAUCGCGGAUCGCGCCAAUCCCGACGACCCGGGCGAAUGGCGAACGUCAGAUCCCAACCGCGAUCCGGACGUCGCGACCGUGGUGGUGAGGCGCUGGGAGAACGGAGCCUCGUCGGGUUCGACCGAGGAGAUCUUGCAAUGCCUCACCGAGACCCUGCCCGCUAUCAGAAACGUUCCGCCGUACACCAGCUACAUCUACAGCGCGCACGAGAACUCCUACGUCCAGGACGAGGUCCGUCGCCGGCUCAUGCUCCGCGACAACGAGGGCGAGCUCUAUCACGAACUCUCCGACUCUGAUGCGAGCGAGUCGGACUCGGGGUCGUCCCAGCGCCGAUCCGACGUCGAGGGCCUGGGCGACGACGACGACGGCACGGAGCGACGCGCGAGGCGGCGGACCGCGCGCGCGGGGAAGAAGGAGCGCGUCGCCGCGAGGCUGGGCAAGGCUAAGCCCUCGGAGGAGUACGUCGAGGAAGCCGCCGCAAAUCACGGACCGAUCGACGAAGCCGAGGCGAAACAAAAGGCGGAUGAAGCCGCGGCGAAUCGACACUGGGACAAGCGCACCGAUUACCUCAUCUACGCCGCCGCCGUGUGCCUCGGAACCACGACGCGGUGCAUCGAGGCGGUGGCGGCGAACCUGCGUUUGGAGCCGAGGAUCUUACGCGCGAGGAUGAGGACGCUCCAAAAGGCUCGAAACGCGCGCGGCGGAGAAAAGAACGAACGAAUCGACCGGCGCGGCGUCUCGAUCGCGGCUGUUCACGAGGGCGCGAAGGCGGCGCACGAGGCUGGGGUACGCGCCGCGCAGGAGUACCGCGCGGCGCUCGCGGUGGCCAAGGGAGACGCGAAGGUUGGCGAGGAGGAGGGUGACGUGGAAAUCAAGAUGGACCCGGGCUCCGACGAGGAGGAGGACGGGGUUGGGGAGGAAGAGGGGGAGGAAGGGACGGGAUCCGGCGGCAAAGAGCGCGAGAAGGCGAACGAAAAGGACGGCGGGGACGACGCCGGACCCGCGAUCACGCGGCGAGCGACCCGCGGCAUGGCGGACGCGUCCGUCGUUCCCGUUCGUCGCAAGGAUUCUCGCGAGACAAAGCUGUGGAACCUCGUGGCGUGGCGGUUUCUCUCGGAACCGGACUCGACGGAGGACGUCCACGGCGGCGGCCUCCCGCGACACGCCGACGUGGACCCCGCGCUGGAUUCCUUCCGGACGCUGUACUGCCCGAGGUGCCACCACUACGACUGUAACCUGCACGGCUGCGGGCACGCGCAGCCGACGGUGAAGCUCGGCGAGGAGGAGGCGAGCAGAAACCCGCACCAUCGAAGCAAGACCCACAUGGAGGCGGUACGACGCGCGGCGAAGGAGGCGGAGGAGGCAGCGGCCGCCGCCGCAGCCGCCGCCGCGACUGGGCGCAAGACGCGCGGCCAAAUCGAUCGCCCCGCGCUCGCUCAACCCCCGUGCGGGCCCCGGUGUUGGCUCAUGGACGCCUCGGCCCGCGGGAACGCCUCGGCCCGCGGGAACGCCUCGGCCGACGCGCCCACCGGCGCCUCUCCCAUCCGCUUCGACGCGGCGAGGAUCAAGCGCGAGGCGGGCGAGGCCGCGACGGCCAGGGCGGAGAAGGCGAAGGCCGCGCCGCGGAGGUCACCUCGAGGCACGCCCCAGAAACAAACGACGAACACUCCCCGGAAGUCCCCUCGCGUCGGCGGCGGCGAGGGCCCGGCGGCCGGCGACGCGGACGCGGCCGAGGCGGAAGUUGACUUUCUCAACGAACGCCCCGUGUCCGGCGGCGUCGACGCCGACGCGGUGGUCUCCACGCCGGUCAGACAGACGGACCCUAAGCCCGCCCCGCGCUGGUCCUCCUUUGACGAGUCGUACUACGCGAAGAUGAGGGUGGUGUACGGCGACGGCGGCGACCCGUGCGCCAUAGCCCGCGCCAUCGACGGACCUUCGUGCGUCGAGGUGUAUCGACGGCUCCGCGCGGACCUUCAACGCGAGGGCGAGGCGGAGGCGUCGCGGUCGGAGCACCAUAGCGACGCCGAGGACGAGGAGGGACGGGGCGGCGGCGGCGGUCGCGGGGGCAAUCGGAGGAAGGGCGGGAAGAAGAGAAAGGGUUGGAUCACCCAGCGCAAGCGAACGACGACCGCGGUGAUUCGCCGGCGGAUGCAAGGGAACGAGGAGGACCACGUGUGGACCCAGUACACGCCGUGCGAUUGCGGUCCGGGGGGCUGCAAAGCGGCGACGUGCGCGUGCAUGAGCGACGGGAACUUUUGCGAAAAGUACUGCAGCUGCCGCGGGCCGCUCUCGCGAUGCGCCAACGCGUUUACGGGGUGCAACUGCAGGAGCGGGACGUGCGGGACGCGCGCGUGCCCGUGCUUCGCCGCCGCGCGCGAGUGCGACCCCGAAAUCUGCAAGCGUUGCGCGCACACCGCGCAGGUCAUCGCGCACGAGCGCCGCGACGGGUGGCCGUUUACCGACAUCUGCGAGCCCGUGCCCGCGCCGCCGAAGGAACCAACCGAGGCGACCGCCGCCAGGAGCGAUCCCAACGAGCAGUGCGGCAACAUGAAGCUCUACCUCCGGCAGCACAAGCACGCGUGCCUCGGUUUGUCGGGCGUCGAAGGAUGGGGAUGCUUUUUGAAGAACGGCGCGCGGAAGAACGAGCUCCUCGGCGAGUACACCGGCGAGCUCAUAUCGCAGACGGAGGCGGACCGACGGGGUAAGAUUUACGACAAGCUCAACUCCAGCUUCCUGUUCAACCUUAACGACCAGUGGGUGCUGGACGCGGCGGUUAGGGGCAACAAGCUCAAGUUCGCGAACCACUCCGCGACGCCAAACUGCUACGCGAAGGUUCUCAUGGUCCGCGGCGAUCACAGGGUGGGCAUCUUCGCCAAGGAGCACAUAGCGCCGGGAGAGGAGCUCACGUACGACUACAGGUACGAAGUAGACAAGGCCCCGGACUGGGCCCUCAAGCCUACCGAGAUGGAGGACUGA